AUGGCGACCCCUGUCACGGAUCCGCCGAAGAUCAUCGGCCGCGAGCUUCACCUCGAUCGCCUCAUCGGCAGCGGUGGCUUCGGCGAAGUGUAUUUGGCUGUUCGCACUAAGCUGGCAACGAAUCCAAAGCACAACUUCACGUUCCCAGCGGAGUGCGUCGUCAAGGUGAUGCGACGUGGACUCUGCACCGAGGAAGAUGUUGCCGCUAUGAAUCGCGAGGUGGCGACGCUGAGCUCAAUGGACCAUCCGUACAUUGUCGCCUACAUCGGCGCUUGGGUGGAGGCGGCACGCGGCAAGUUCUUCGGCUGCUAUUGUCUGGCCAUGAAGUACUGCGAAGGUGGAGACUUGCACGGGUUCAUUGCGCAGUGUAUCAAGGCUCACCGCCUGCCCCCCGUUGACGUUGCGGUGCGCAUCAUGGCGCAAGUCUUUUCAGCUCUCAACUACAGCCACUCACGCCGACUUAUCCACCGCGACAUCAAGCCGGGUAAUGUGUUUCUGACGCUUCAGAAGAGCGGGAUGCCGGACAAGGCAAUGGUGGGCGACUAUGGUCUUGUGCGCUCACUCGAGGCGACGCGGCAGCUGGUCAAGACGCGCGUGGGGACGCCGACGUACAUUUCACCCGAGAUUGCCGCUGGCGAGGCGUACAGCACCAAGACGGACAUCUUUUCUGCAGGCACCAUGUUCUACGAGCUGCUGUCGCUGCAUCGUCCGUUCUGGAAGCGGAUGAUGACAGACCAGCAGCUGUUUCGCGAGGUCCUGCACCGCGAUCCGAUGCCGCAGUUUCGUGCGUACACCAGCUCCGUCUACGGCACUGCACUGGCCGACGUGAUUGAGGCGUGUCUUACGAAGCACGAGGCAAGCAGGGCGACUGCCUACGACGCUCUUGUCCGCCUGACCUCGCCGAUUACCGCGUACGUGCUCAAGUACGCCAUUCCGGUGUACCCGGAAAAGGACGCGUUGGCGACGUCUUCUCCGCCGCGCCCGCCUGCCGCGUCUUCCGCGCCCGACGGUCACGCAUCCGCAGCGGAUGCGGACGGGGACGCUGCCACGGCGCGUCAACGGCUAGAGCGUCUGUUCCUUGUCCGCAAAGGUACCGGAGUGGGUGCCAGACUCACGCGUCUGCUGUCGCACAAUGCCGAGCUUCUCUUCCAAGUACGCGUCCUGGUCGCCUGCCGCAGUGACAAUACUGACCAUCUCGAGAACGGCUUGGCAGAGCUGCUCUGGGCGUUUCCCGACGCAGAGGUGCCCUUUCAGGAGGUAAUCGAUUUGGUCAUGAGUGGCUACGGCCAACUCGCGGAGUAA
Leishmania major strain Friedlin is the source of this 1302-nucleotide messenger RNA. RefSeq names its product putative protein kinase. The coding region runs from base 1 to 1302 and encodes 433 amino acids. The record is from RefSeq and is a predicted model, not a curated record. The transcript has a single exon. Lineage: Eukaryota; Euglenozoa; Kinetoplastea; Trypanosomatida; Trypanosomatidae. Gene Ontology annotation, molecular function: ATP binding; protein kinase activity. Gene Ontology annotation, biological process: protein phosphorylation.